ACGUAGCACUCUUUGCGCCUGUGCAGACGCUGCGGGGGCCGCCCCAGCUACCGCCGCCCCUGCAGCAGCUCUAUCUAUGGUCUCUCCCUAGAGCUUUGCCGUUGGGGGUAGCUGCUGCGGGCUCUGUUCGCCCCGCGCGGCAGCGACAUGGAGGAAUUCGACUCCGAAGACUUCUCCACCUCAGAGGAGGACGAAGACUACGUGCCAUCCGGUGGAGAGUAUAGUGAAGAUGAUGUAAAUGAAUUAGUGAAGGAAGAUGAAGUGGAUGGUGAAGAGCAGACACAGAAAACCAAAGGGAGAAAAAGAAAGGCUCAGAGCGUUCCGGCCAGGAAGAGAAAACAAGGUGGCCUCUCGUUAGAAGAAGAGGACGAGGAGGAUGCCAACGAGGAAUCUGGAGGAAGUAGUAGUGAGGGGGAAGAUGCAGCUGCAGAGCCAGGAAAAGGCAUUGAGUCAGAGGAUGCAAGGAAAAAGAAGGAAGAUGAACUGUGGGCCAGCUUCCUCAAUGACGUAGGACCAAAAUCAAAAGUGCCUCCGCGUACACAAGUUAAAAGAGGAGAGGAGGCUGAAGAGACAAGUUCAAGUAAAUUGUUGGUCAAAGCAGAAGAGCUAGAGAAACCUAAAGAAACAGAAAAAGUUAAAAUCACCAAGGUGUUUGAUUUUGCUGGUGAAGAAGUCAGGGUGACUAAGGAAGUGGAUGCUACAUCUAAAGAAGCCAAAUCCUUCUUCAAGCAAAAUGAGAAAGAAAAACAGGCUAAUGUCCCUUCAGCUCUGCCGUCACUUCCUGCCGGGUCAGGGUUAAAAAGAUCAAGUGGCAUGAGCAGCCUUUUGGGGAAACUAGGAGCCAAGAAGCAGAAGAUGAGCACGCUAGAGAAGUCCAAGCUGGACUGGGAGAGCUUCAAGGAGGAGGAGGGCAUUGGCGAAGAACUAGCCACCCACAACCGAGGGAAGGAGGGGUACAUUGAACGGAAAGCUUUUCUAGACCGAGUGGAUCACAGGCAGUUUGAAAUCGAGCGAGAUCUCAGGCUGAGCAAAAUGAAACCCUGAUGUGAUGAGGAACCUACAGCAGCUUAAUCCUGUUUACAACCUUUUCUUUCAUGCCCUCUUAAGGCAACUUAGAUCCAACAGGACCACCAGAUACAAUCUUUGUGCACACGAAGUUGACCACAGAGGGAAAGUGGGCUGUGGAAGUCUGGAAGAUUCCACCCUGGUUCCCUGCAGCCUGGAAUUGCCCAGUCCACAGAGACUCUCCUUUCCAGGGCCCCUCUCCAUGGUCUGCCGGUGAGCUUUCAUUGUUGUACCCUCAGAAAGCUGAUGGUGUAGACAGAUCUACGCUCAAGUAAGGGACAAGGUGGCUGUGUCAGGGAGGGAAGGGAGAAAUGUAACAUGAGGAGAACACUGUCAACAUCGGACAGUGGGUUUGGCGUCCUGCCUCUAACCUUAGAUUGUAGCCCUGCCAUCCGGGUUGAGUCCCUCCCUCUGUGUCUCAGAUGCCUUGUCUUCAAAAGGUUUCUGAGAAUGCUUAAUAACCCUGCUCUGCCUACCUCACAGCAUUUUAUUAAAUGAAAUACAUUAUCCAGGUGUUAAGUUACUCUAAUUAAAUUUCACACUAAAGGCUCCCAGCUCCCCAAGACAGCCAGGCUUCUGUGAGUAUAAAUUAGCACCGCCUUGAAGAACACUUUGGGGAUAUCUCAUGAAUCUGGAGCUGCGCUCAGCCUGUGACACAGCAGCUCUGCUCUUGGCUUGACAUCCUAGAGAAGCACCAGCAUGUGCACAGGAGGCAGGCUCAUCGGUGACAG
This is a messenger RNA of Balaenoptera musculus (blue whale), 1796 nucleotides long. RefSeq names its product craniofacial development protein 1 (gene CFDP1). Lineage: Eukaryota; Metazoa; Chordata; Mammalia; Artiodactyla; Balaenopteridae. The record is from RefSeq and is a predicted model, not a curated record.